AUGUCUGGAUCGCAUUCAAGAUCACUGUCAAGAACAAGUUUGGAGGUACCCAGAAAGAGUAUUGAAUUAGUCGAUCCCGGUGCACAUGAACUAUCCUCCGAAGGGGAAGAAGACCACUUCUCUGACGCCUCGGAAGGCCAAAAACGAUCAAGACCAGUAACUCCUGCCUCGCCCAUACCGAGAACUCGCAUAGAGAAAGUCGAUGACGAGCCAAGUUACGGCGAGGUCCCAGGAACUCCUGCGUAUGACAAGCGAGCCAAAGAUGCGGUACCUGAUGAGGUAGAGAUACUCUCACCAGCAAGAAGUCGGCGUGUUUCUAUUGAGCCUCCCACCACACCUGGGGGCACUCUCAUACCACGGACCGUGGUUGAGAAGGUCGACCCCGAAUCCGCUAGUUAUGGCGAGGUCCCGGGUACUCCAGCAUAUCAACAAAGGCAGAUGGAUGCUGCACCAGACAUUAUUCUGAAGACACCUGACCCAACCAAGAGACGGCCGGCCGAAGAUGAUACGAACAGAGAAGGACCUCCUUCCAAUGUUUCGGUGCCUGAGACUAUCAUCUCUAGGGUAGAUUCCGAGCCUGUACAUGGCGAGGUACCUGGGACAGAGGCAUACAAAAAGCGAGCCCUUGAUGCUGCACCCGAUCUUAUGGAAAAGAAGAGUGAUGAAUCAGGGUCACCAUCAAAGGAUAGCCCCUUGAAGCACUCCAGACGCAGAUCUACACUUCAAAAUAACAGUAAUGAUAGUAAUGAUUUCGGAGACGACUUUGAUGACUUUGAAGAAGGUGGACAGGCAGGAGCUGAUGACGACUUUGGGGACUUCGAUGAUGAGUUCCAGGAACCUGAAGUUGAAGCUGAAGAUGCUACGGCAUCGCCUGUAUCUACCUCUCAACCCAAUCAAAUACCUGCACAACCCUUUCCCUUAAUCGAUUUCGACAAGCUCUCCUCUGUUCCAGAGCUAUUCGCCGUCACCCAAGCGCACUUGGAUGCCAUGUUUCCCUCAUCUACAGCCGAAAAACUCUCAUUUAUCACCCGACAAGAACCUAUUCCCGACGACUCACCUAUUUUCCCCUCCGACAGGUCACGCUCCCUUUGGAAACAACUCAUCACACCUCCUCCACUUCAGUCACCCAAUUGGACACAGUCAAGGAUACGACGUCUCUUCUUAGUCAGCCUUGGUGUUCCUGUCGACCUAGACGAAAUCCUUCCACCCUCGAAGCAGAAGAAGCUCAUUCUUCCCGAUAUUAACCUCGAACCCUCAUCGCGACAAUCAGAAUCAGACAGAACCCUAGGAUCUGUGGCUCGACUAAAAGCUCAAGCAGCCAAUGACUCUACGGGCUCAGUGGAUAGUACACAAUCUGGAACGACCAAGGAACGACGGCCUAGGAGACCGAAAGGCCCGCCACCGCCUCCUGAAUUAGACUUGAUCGCCGUGAAGCGUCUAUGUGCAACAACCGACGAGAAAUUAGACGGCUUCACAGACGAUGAAAUCAAGGCUCACGUAAAGGAGCUACAGGACGUUACUGAAAAGACAUCGGAACUCCUGGAGUAUUGGCUCAAGCGGCGGGAUGGCUUGCGGAAGGAGAAAGAAGCCUUCGAAGGAGUCAUUGAGAAUCUCGUCAGACAUGCGAGGAGAGUGAGGAAGUAG
Molecule: messenger RNA, 1644 nt
Organism: Exophiala oligosperma
Lineage: Eukaryota; Fungi; Ascomycota; Eurotiomycetes; Chaetothyriales; Herpotrichiellaceae
Exons: 4
Coding region: 1-1644 (547 amino acids)
Source: RefSeq, a predicted model, not a curated record